ACCAUAUUGUUUAUUGCUUCCCAAUGUUACUGGAGUUGGCCGUUCAGUUUGGCCCAGCAACAUCGGCAAAUCAUUUGCGAAACCUGUUGGAUAAGGAGCACGACAUAAAAUGCAUCGAAGUAAACGAGAGUGAAGAGCGGUUGGUUGUGGAUUCAACUUUGCCGGUGUCCACUCUCCUGAACCUGAUUCGUUCGCAGGGAUUUCCAACACUAUUUCGUGGUACGUCUUCCGAUGCGGACGGAAUGAAAGCCUGUGACUUUGGUUCUGGUGUGGCCGUGCUCUCAGAGGGUGGUAAGGUUUGCGGAAUAUGUCGUCUUUUUCAACCAAGUGACGAGACGCUCCUUGUGGAUGCCUCGGCUGAUGGACUUUUCCCAGAACAUCAAAUUUUAAUGGCGAUCCACAGUUUUGGGGAUAUAUCCAACGAUGCAAUGUCAUGUGGGGAAAUUUUAACCACUACCGAGGGAACAGCUCAAUUGGGCACGGUUCAAGCUGAUUCUGAUGGCCAUGCUUCAUGGUUGGUGGAAAACACUACACUGAAACUCUGGAAUUUGAUUGGCCGUUCAGUAGUGCUGCAUGAUCUAACCGCUUCUUCCAGAAUCGCCUGUGGUAUCAUUGCACGAUCCGCAAAUAUAUUCUCCAAUCCAAAGAAGGUAUGCGCCUGUUCUGGGAGAACCAUGUGGGAAGAACAUGCUGCAAAUCCCGUUGGAUGAAAUGUCGUUGUCUCCAGUGAGGCCUCUUCAUGCACAAGAUAGCAUUUUUUAUGUGAUCAGCAGAUUAACAUACUUGUCUUCAACGCUAAUCUUUCUACGCUGUUUUCUGCACAGAUUAUAGCAACACUUAUGACGGCGUCGGGAUUUAAGCCGUUUGGGCUACAUUUCAACGUGGUGUGUUAUUUUGUGGGAUAUCUUUCACGCUUGUAUGGGGAAUCUCCACCUUCUGUUUUACUUGAGCGUUGUUAGUUUGUAAUUGUUUACUAAUGCCUUUUCAUUCCAUUCUGUGGUGAGCAGCUACAGAGUUCACUCUGGGAAUUGUUUUACUGACGCUCGAUGAAGUGGGUGAAAACUUUAAAAAGUUAACUUGGAACGAGCAACAAAGAGUUCACACACUACGGAGCCAACCGAGG
Messenger RNA from Opisthorchis viverrini, 1123 nucleotides. RefSeq lists its product as hypothetical. The coding region runs from base 24 to 710 and encodes 228 amino acids. Gene Ontology annotation, molecular function: superoxide dismutase activity; copper ion binding. NCBI's taxonomy places the organism in Eukaryota, Metazoa, Platyhelminthes, Trematoda, Opisthorchiida, Opisthorchiidae. The record is from RefSeq and is a predicted model, not a curated record. Gene Ontology annotation, biological process: removal of superoxide radicals. The transcript has 6 exons.